CCCUUUGGCUCUACCCACACAAAGAUACCCACUUUCUAGGCCCUCUCUAUAUAAUAACCCCCGCUCACAAAACUCACUCUCCAACCAAUCCCUCACCGGCCAACUAUUCUCAACAUAUCGAUCAUGGCUCAACUCCGAUGUGAGAUGAACAUCAUGAAACUAACAAACCUCGACACGAGCCCCACCUCGGGCAAGCUCUUCAUAAGAUACUACGUUUACGUAGGAGGAGGAAGGAGGGUGAGGAUAGAUACCCGAGAGGUUCCAAGCGCGGGCGAAGACCCGCACUGGGGCGAGGAGUCCUCCUUGGAGUGCGCCGUGCCCUCGAACCCUGUGAAAAAGGCGAUACGCGAGCGUGGUGUUUUGUUCGAGCUGAGGUGGAGGAGGGACGAGUCGUGUUUCGGCAUGAAAGCGAAGUCUAAGAUGCUGGGGAGGGCUGAGGCUGCUUGGGAGGACGCGUUGGUCGAGAAGCGGGUGAGCUUUGCGAUGCGGAGCCCGUUGACGGUGACGGAGGGGUGUAAGCCGCCGACACUUUUGGUGAGGAUGGGGAUUAAGGUUAGGGAUCUGGAGUUGAGGGAGAAGCAUAAGGGGUGUGAUUGUGAGGGUUGUGGGUGGAUUGGGAGUGAGGAGGACAUGUUUGUAGCUGCAACUGCGGCUACUAUAUAUGAUUGAUAUGCAUGUGUAGGUGGAUGUUAAUGAUAGUUUUUUUUUUUUGUAUAUCUUUUUGUUUUGAUUUUAGAAAUGUUUGGGGUGACCGGAUGUGAUUUUCUAUGAGAUUUGAGA
This is a messenger RNA of Asparagus officinalis (garden asparagus), 780 nucleotides long. RefSeq lists its product as uncharacterized. The transcript has a single exon. The record is from RefSeq and is a predicted model, not a curated record. NCBI's taxonomy places the organism in Eukaryota, Viridiplantae, Streptophyta, Magnoliopsida, Asparagales, Asparagaceae. The coding region runs from base 124 to 669 and encodes 181 amino acids.